AUGUUAGCACGCGUGAUCAAUUCAAAUGCAACAACUGUUGCAAAACGUGUUCUUCUAACAAAUAAUAUUCGUAUGAUUGAUUCUCAUCGAUAUGCAAGUCAUGGUGGUAGUGAAGUACAACAUGGUAGUCAUCAUGGUGAAGUUGAUCAUCAUGGUCAUCAUGAUACAUAUCAAAUGAUGUAUGAACGUUUAUGGCGAAAUAAAUCAACACUUGAUUGGUUACCUAAACCUGAAGGUAAUUGGCAAGAAAUAAAUGGACAAAAACAAGCAUAUUAUAAUAAAGUACUUAUUACGGGUAUUCUUGCUUUAACAUUGGCCGCGGCAUACUUUCGAUUAGUUGUUGUAGCUGAUUCUAAUGCAUUAACAAAACCUCCAUAUCAUCUUAUUGGACAUGAAGAUUUUCCUGGUUCAAAAUAUGAAGAUGCUGUUGGUGCACAAAAACAAUAA
Molecule: messenger RNA, 447 nt
Organism: Rotaria sp. Silwood1
Lineage: Eukaryota; Metazoa; Rotifera; Eurotatoria; Philodinida; Philodinidae
Source: the annotation of a GenBank genome assembly